AUGAUAGUCACAAGCGCUGAGGACGCUCCUCGUACUAUUCUUUUAUCGCUUCUACAACGAACAUUAUUACCACCAACUAGCAACAUUAUCACCAGCAUCAUCAUUCUAUAUUUCAUUUGGAUGUUUUCCAUUGAAGCCUCUCAAGUCGAUGUGUACGGUGUCAACCCCACAAGUCCUACCAACGAUCCCGCAAAUCUCAUUCAAAUCCAAAUGACUGUCGCUACACAAAAGUGCCUCCACUACUUCACUGUUGACGAGUCCACCAUGCACGAUAAUCUCGGUCUGUAUUUCAUUCAUCGUAUAAAUCUUGCUGAUCAAACGCAACAACAGAUCAUGGUGUCGAUUCAAUUAGUCACAGAGGAGAUCCCAAGUCAUGGAGUGUCGUUACUUUGCCCAACCUAUUCCCCUGCGCUGCCUGUGGAUGUCGGUCGAGAUGAAACGGAUGGAACAAGACAACUCAGCAACAUCGACAGGAAGAUUUAUAUGGCAUUUGGACUAGGACUCAUCUCACUUCUAAGGCUUCUCUUCAGACACCUCCAAUGCACCGUCACAAACCCACCGGCACCCGCACACCGGCCAACCUUGCAGUACAUACGAUAUGUCUCUCUUUCCAGCUUCGGUCGCAUGCAAGAACAGAAGCUCGAUACUCUAUUCGAGUGUCGCUUCAGUGGAUGCAAAUGCAAUCGAUACAUCGAGGUCUCGGGCACAUCCUGA
This is a messenger RNA of Psilocybe cubensis, 714 nucleotides long. RefSeq lists its product as uncharacterized. The transcript is spliced from 3 exons. Bases 1 to 714 code for a protein of 237 amino acids. The record is from RefSeq and is a predicted model, not a curated record. NCBI's taxonomy places the organism in Eukaryota, Fungi, Basidiomycota, Agaricomycetes, Agaricales, Agrocybaceae.